Messenger RNA from Triticum dicoccoides, 1962 nucleotides. RefSeq names its product DNA (cytosine-5)-methyltransferase DRM2-like. The coding region runs from base 58 to 1962 and encodes 634 amino acids. The record is from RefSeq and is a predicted model, not a curated record. Gene Ontology annotation, cellular component: nucleus. The transcript is spliced from 15 exons. NCBI's taxonomy places the organism in Eukaryota, Viridiplantae, Streptophyta, Magnoliopsida, Poales, Poaceae. Gene Ontology annotation, molecular function: DNA (cytosine-5-)-methyltransferase activity.
UCUAUAAUUGCUUUUCUGGUGGUUUGCUUUCAAUAUUAAUCGAGUUGUGCUUAACUCAUGUCACAGGACUGGACCAGUAAUAGUGAUGAUAGUGAUAAGUUUGACUGGGACAGUGAUGGUGAGGCUGAGCCCUCAUUGGCUCCGGCGAUGAGGAACUUCGAUGCUCCUGGCCCAUCCACACUCAGUUCCAAUGGGUGGAUCAACGGGGAAGCGCCGCCUACUUCUUUGAUUGAGGGAUAUGUGGCAAUGGGCUUCCCAAAAGAGAUGGUCGUGAGGAGUAUCAAGGAGAUUGGACAUAGUGAUGCAGAUGCGCUGCUCGAGCUACUCCUCACGUACAAGGCACUAGGUGAUGAUGAUGAUGCAGUGGGCAAUCACUCUACUUCUGGCUGCAACCCCACUAUUGUUGAAGAUGAUGAUGAUCUUGAUUUUGAGAAGUGGGAUGGUGAUGAUGAUACUGGUGGUAGAGUGUCAAGCUCUGAUGAUUCUGGUUAUGAGGAGUUUCUACGAGAGAUGUCAGACAAGGACGAGAAGAUCAACUCAUUGCGAGACAUGGGCUUUUCUGAAGAUGAAGCAAACAUGGCCAUUACGAUAUGUGGUGUGGAUGCUGAUCUCUCUGUAUUGGUCGACUCGAUUAGUGCAUCACAGGUUACAGAAGUUUGUCACUCUAGAAACUUAUCUGACCAUCAGGUUACAGCUAGAUGCUUCGAUUCCUUUGGAGGGAGAAAGAGGGCAAGAUUGAUUGAAGAGAGCAAGAAAAAGAGGAAGCGAUAUGGAGGUGGAGCACAAGGCAAACGACCUUCCUCGGAUGGCAGCGAUGAGGAAUCAAUGCCUCUCCCAAACCCAAUGGUUGGGUUUAACCUUCCUGCUGCCAGGAAAAGGGGAUAUAUCCACAAUUUGCCAACCGAGAAAAGAUCACCGCUUCUCCCUCUGCCUCCAAAGACAAUUUUUGAGGCAUUCCCUCAUUACAAGAAGUGGUGGCCAUCCUGGGACCAGAGAACGCACUUCAAUUGCUUGCAAACAUGUACGGCAAGUGCACCGGUGACAGAAUGGAUCCAGCAGAAACUUUCAAGCUCAGGCAAUCCACCACCUCAAAGUGUACAGAAAUAUGUCAGGCAUCAGUGCUCAAAAUGGAACCUUGUUUGGGUUGGCAAAGACAAAGCUGCUCCAUUGGAACCUCAUGAGAUGGAGUAUCUUCUUGGUUUCCCAAAGGACCACACAAGAGGCUUCGGCAAGACACAGAGAUACAAGUCUCUCGGCAACUCAUUCCAAGUCGACACGGUCGCUUACCACUUGUCAGUGCUGAGGGACAUGUUUCCCAAUGGUAUUACUGUGCCAUCCUUGUUCACUGGCAUCGGAGGAGGAGAGGUCGCCUUGCACAAGCUUGGGAUCCACAGGGCAGUAGUUUCUGUUGAGAUAUGCAAAGCUAAUAGGAAGAUUUUGAGGAGUUGGUGGGAUCAAACCCAGACAGGCACGUUGAUUGAGAUAGCUGAUGUGGAAUCCCUCAAGGAUGAUGAAAUUGCAUCAUAUGUUAGUAGAUUUGGCGGCUUCGACUUGGUGAUUGGGGGCAGCCCAUGUUGUUGUCUGGAUCAUAUGGACAAUAUGCACAGUCACGAUGCUGUUAUCCGUUUUCCAUCAAUUGACGACUUCAAAUUAUUCAAGGAGUGUGCGGCGUACAAGGAUUUGAUGCAGAUGUGGGCAUCGAAGGUCUGGACGCGGAGAGAUGCCUGGAGCCAUUACAGUGCAGGCAAUCUCAGGUCCCACAAGGCAGUGGAGGAUACAGUGCACGCAACCUCAGCUGACGGCUUCAAAUUAUUCAAGGGGAGCACGGCUUACAAGGAUGGGAACCUUGAUUUUCAUCAAGGACAAGACAAUAAUAAGAGAAAAAAUUGGGAUAUCUUAGUUACUCUUACCUACAGCAUUGGAAACACGCUCAAGCUAGGCAUGCACAAUGAUGACGAUUAG